AGCCUGGAGUAGUGCUUGGCUGUGUCCCUCCUGAGCGCUCCCUGGGCAAGGACGAUGAUCACAUUCAUGAACAACUCGGACAGUGAGGAGGAGCCCUGCAAUGAGAGAACAUCCCUGAUGUCUGCAGAGAGCCCGCCGGUACCCUCCUACCAGGAUGGCCUGCAAGCCUCAGAAGCAGGGGAGGCGCAGGCACACAGGAAGAGGCGAACAGGUAGCAGCCGUAGCCCUAACAAUGUUGCUGAUGGACAAGGGUCUGACUCGGGUGUUCCAGUGAGAGAAAGAGCCUUGGAAAACGAAGAGGAGGAACUGACUCUGAAAUAUGGAGCCAAGCAUGUAAUCAUGCUCUUUGUGCCUGUCACCCUUUGUAUGAUUGUUGUCGUCGCCACCAUAAAGUCAGUGCGCUUCUAUACGGAGAAAAACGGGCAGCUGAUCUACACCCCUUUCAGUGAGGAUACCCCAUCUGUAGGCCAGCGCCUCUUGAACUCGGUGUUGAAUACCAUCAUAAUGAUCAGCGUCAUCGUUGUAAUGACCGUGUUCCUAGUGCUGCUCUACAAGUACCGCUGCUACAAGUUCAUCCAUGGCUGGCUGAUCCUGUCCUCUUUGAUGCUGCUCUUCCUCUUUACCUACAUAUAUCUUGGUGAAGUAUUGAAGACGUACAAUGUGGCCAUGGAUUACCCCACUCUGUUCUUAAUCAUCUGGAAUUUUGGAGCUGUUGGAAUGAUUUGCAUCCACUGGAAAGGUCCUUUGCAGCUCCAGCAAGCAUAUCUCAUUAUGAUCAGCGCUCUAAUGGCACUGGUUUUCAUUAAAUAUCUGCCCGAGUGGUCAGCAUGGGUGAUUCUAGGUGCAAUCUCCAUCUACGAUCUGAUGGCUGUUCUCUGUCCCAAGGGGCCACUGAGAAUGCUGGUAGAAACUGCACAGGAGAGAAAUGAGCCUAUUUUUCCUGCAUUAAUAUAUUCCUCUGCUAUGAUAUGGACAGUUGGAAUGGCCAAGUCGGACGCAGCAGCGAGAGCAGCAAGUCGGCAGACGUGGGAUGCAGCUGAGGAUGGGGGAGAGAACCGUAGGAGCCCUUCACAUGCAGAUUCCCAGAUGCCGGGGACGAGGAAUUCUGAUCCAGCCCGCCCCAUCACUUCUGCAGAGGAGCUUGAGGAGGAGGAAAGGGGUGUGAAGCUGGGCCUUGGAGACUUCAUAUUUUACAGUGUGCUUGUUGGGAAAGCAGCUGCCACAGCUAGUGGAGACUGGAAUACCACGCUGGCCUGCUUUGUAGCCAUUCUGAUAGGUUUAUGCUUAACUCUUUUAUUACUGGCUGUUUUUAAGAAAGCACUGCCUGCUCUUCCCAUCUCCAUCACCUUUGGCUUAGUCUUUUACUUCUCGACAGACAACCUUGUGCGACCAUUCAUGGACACCCUGGCCUUCCACCAGCUGUAUAUCUAGAAGUGGGAGUCAGAGGAUUCUUUAAAGCUUUGCUGUGGAGUAUGGUACACUGUUUGGAAUAAGUCAUAAAGUUUUACACUU
Messenger RNA from Merops nubicus (carmine bee-eater), 1512 nucleotides. RefSeq names its product presenilin 2 (gene PSEN2). The coding region runs from base 55 to 1431 and encodes 458 amino acids. The record is from RefSeq and is a predicted model, not a curated record. Gene Ontology annotation, cellular component: mitochondrial inner membrane; perinuclear region of cytoplasm; growth cone. The transcript has 10 exons. Gene Ontology annotation, molecular function: aspartic endopeptidase activity, intramembrane cleaving. Lineage: Eukaryota; Metazoa; Chordata; Aves; Coraciiformes; Meropidae. Gene Ontology annotation, biological process: membrane protein ectodomain proteolysis; Notch receptor processing; amyloid precursor protein catabolic process.